Molecule: messenger RNA, 882 nt
Organism: Dermatophagoides pteronyssinus (European house dust mite)
Lineage: Eukaryota; Metazoa; Arthropoda; Arachnida; Sarcoptiformes; Pyroglyphidae
Product: tRNA-cytidine(32) 2-sulfurtransferase-like
Source: RefSeq, a predicted model, not a curated record
CCCGACGCGAUCUGCUUUUCGCCUCACAAGUUGCAUGGCGCGCACGGCACGCCGGGCGUGCUGGUCGCGCGCCGCGCGCUCUACCUGCAUCACAACUUCGUCUGCAAGCUGCUGAACGACUUGUUUGGCGUGCAGGCGCGCGCGGGCUGCAGCUGCGCUGGGCCGUUCGCGCACAAGCUGCAGGUGUACAAAAAGUUCUGCCACGCGGUGCACGAGUUCGACAUGAUCGUGCCGGGCGAUCGCGUGCUGGUCGCUGUCUCGGGCGGCAAAGACUCGCUCUCGCUGCUGCACCUGUUGCGGCACUUUCAGCAGCGCAGCGGCGUGCCCUUUGAGCUCGUUGCGGCGACCGUCGACCCGCAGCACCCGAGCUUCCAGCCCGCGCAGCUCGAGACGUACAUGCGGCGGCUCGGCGUGCGCUUCGCGCGGCUCGAGCUGCCUAUCGUCGCGCUCGCGCAGCAGAAGCUGCAGGGCAGCACGAUGUGCUCCUUCUGUGCGCGGCUGAAGCGCGGGCUGCUGUACUCGCACUGCCGCCAGCUCGGCUGCUCGAAGCUCGCGCUCGGCCAGCACGCAGACGACCUCGUCGAGAGCUUUUUCAUGAGCGCGUUCUUCAACAGCCAGUUGACCACGAUGAAGGCGCACUAUGCGACGGUUGUGCCCGCGCGCGACGGGCUUCCGCCGCACGCGCUCGCCGUGGUGCGUCCGCUGCUCUACCUGCGCGAGGCGCAGCUGAGCGCGCUCGCGCGCACGCUAGCAUUGCCCGUGAUCAACGAGAACUGCCCCGCCUGCUUCAACGCGCCGAGCGAGCGGCUCCGCGCGAAACUGCUCGUCAACCGGCUCGACACCGUCAGCCGCGCGAUCUUCCCGAGCCUGAUACAGAGGUAA